Gallus gallus (chicken) is the source of this 1037-nucleotide messenger RNA. RefSeq names its product BRI3 binding protein (gene BRI3BP). The record is from RefSeq and is marked provisional. Lineage: Eukaryota; Metazoa; Chordata; Aves; Galliformes; Phasianidae. Gene Ontology annotation, cellular component: mitochondrion.
GCGCGCAGCGCGGGCGGCCAUGGCGGCGGGUCGGCUGCCGGCGGUGCUGCUGCUCCUCGCCCUGCUGCUGGGCGGCACGGCGGGGCCCGGCGCUUGGGCAGCGCGGAGCCGCGGCGCCGAGAAGCAGAACAGCUUCCGCCGAGCCGCCAGCGGCCUCUACCAGGGCGUCAGCGGCCUGUUCGGGGAGGACAACGUGCGGGCCCUGCAGAAGUUUUUCUCAAGGUUGACAGAGAGGUUUGUGAAUGGGGUGGAUGUAUUAAUGGACACAUUCUGGAGAAUAUGGACUGAUUUGUUAGAUGUUCUUGGAAUUGAUGCCUCCAACUUGACUCAUUAUUUCAGCCCAGCAGCAAUUGCCAACAACCCAACCCGCGCUAUUCUGCUGAUCGGCGCCAUCUUACUCGCCUAUUGGUUUUUGUCUCUCUUCCUCGGAUUCUUCUUCUAUCUCCUGCACAUGAUCUUUGGUCGUUUUUUCUGGAUUGCGAGGGUCGCCCUCUUCACGCUCUCGUGCAUAUACAUCCUGCAGAAGUACGAGGGUGACCCGGAGCACGCGGUCCUGCCCCUCUGCUUCGUGGUGGCUGUCUACUUCAUGACGGGGCCGGUGGGAUUUUACUGGAGAAGAAACAGCAGCAGCAGCCUGGAGGAGAAGAUGGACCACCUCGACAGUCAGAUCAGACUGCUGAACAUACGUCUCUCCAGGGUGAUUGAGAACCUGGACAGAGGCAGUGACCAAUGACCCCACCCCCAUAGACCACCGUACACCAGCUCUAGAAAGUUCCUAAGCACUGUCUCAUUUGAAGUUACAAAGCAACAAAACAUCACAUGGUAAAAAGUGUGCAGAGUUAUAACUUUUCAUCAUGUGUAAGACUAAUCGAUCUAGAUUACACACUCAGCCAUUAUACUUGUAGGAAAGAGAAUUAAGCCGUAUAUUCAGAGUUUUAUCCAGUACUAGAGUUUUAUCAGUAGAGAAACGCUUACUUUUACAAGCAUUUAAAAACAUCUUUUGUAAAUUUUUUAUAAAGCAAAUUGAGUAGUCUUUA